ACCAACUUGUUUUAUAAAUAGCUUUAAAAAGCAAAAAUGUUUUCUUUUUCUUUCAGUUCUGAAACCACCCUGCUAUGAACAGAGAGAAAGAAUCCAAAUUUUUCAGAUAGAUAUAUUUUCUUUUUUUCAUUUUGCAGUGAUUCAGAUAAGUGAUCAGAGAGAGAGUGAAAAGAUGGGCCCUCUAAAGCCUGAAACAGAAAUGAGUGGCACUGCACCAAAGACUAUACACUGUAUCCUAAUGCCAAUGUUAAUGUUAUUGUUUCUCUCUCUUUCCUUGUUUUAUUUGUUUGUGGUUUUUCUAUCUUUUUCUAUCUCUUUCAUUUCCAUCUAUGCAUAGGUUCUCACAGAUGGAAAAACAACUAGAAAUCCUGAAAAGAAGUUGUCAAAUGUUUGGAUUUUGGAAGAUUUAUGUAAAUUAUUUGAAGGGUGGUAACUGAUAGAUAGAAUUUAUCUGUCAUGCUGUGUCUAUUUUCUUUGAGAGCAAGAUAGAGAUGAAUGGUGUUGUGAAAGCACGUUGAAGUGCCAAGUACCACUUGUUAACUUUUCCUAAUUGUUUUCUCAAUGGAGAAUGAUGUGUAUAAUGCUCCAAUGAACAUUUCUGGCCAAAUUUCUAAUGUCAUUGAAGAUAUCACACAUCAUCUCACACAAAAGCCACUCAUUCAUUGCUAUUCAUUUGACCUUAAUAACCAAAACAACAUCAUAAAUGGUAUUCCAAUACUUUCAAGUGGAGAGCAAGAUCAACAUGAUGUAAGUAAUGGGCAUGUUGAUGCUGUUAGCUUCAUAAAUCAUGCUACUAUUGCUGAUUCUAGUUCAUUUGUUACAUCACACGGAAGAACUAUUGUAGGAGAUGCUUCAAAUCUCAUUGUUAAUAGUGAAUUUCAAAGGCCAAUUCAUUCUGUUUCAAUUCCUGCUAGAAUUGGUCUUCAAGAGAAUUUAGAAGCUUUAGGGACAUACAUGUUCAAUAAUUGGCAUGAUAACUCAAACUCAAACCCUUUGUGUUCAUCUUUUGGUGAUGGAAAUGGAUUCAUGCCGUCAUAUUCAUCGAUACCGAACAUUGAUCCGAAUGGAUGGCAAUCAUCUAAUGUUGCAAACUUAACAAAUCUUGCUUAUAGUUCCUCUAAUUGUAGCAAUGAGCUUUCACUAAGUCUUGCAACAUCUCCAACUUCAGGUCAGUGUUCUGAGAUUAGUUGCUCUGAUUUAACACAUAGCAUGAAUGGAACAACAAGAUCAGGUUUGGAACAACCCUCAUGCAGUAGUAUGGAACUUUCAAUGAGUUUAGGGUCUGAUAAACAUGUUAGAUUUUCGCCUGCCAUUUUAGGAUCAAGAUACCUUGCUGUGAUUCAAGAAAUACUUGUUCAAAUUGCAACAUAUUCAUUUGAAAAUCUUGAUGAGAUUAAUUAUUCGGCUUCUGGUGUUAGAGGACGGGGAAAUAAAUCAACUUCUUAUUCCACAACGAAGCGAAGGAUAGGAAUGAAUCACGACACGAGUUCUAUGUCAGAAGAAGCUUAUGCAGAUUCUUCAUUGCAAAGGCAUACUUCUGAAUCAAAGAAAUCUCAACUGCUGAUGCUUCUACAGCUGGUGGAUAAUCAAUAUAGUCAGUGUUUGGAUGAGAUUCACACUGUCGUAUCUGCAUUUCAUGCUGCUACUGAGCUUGAUCCACAAAUACAUGCGCAUUUCGCUGUCAAAACGGUUUCUCUCUUAUAUAAGGACUUGAGAGAGAGGAUUAGCAAUCAUAUUCUUGCCAUGGGAUCGAAUUUUAACAGCUCAUGGUCAGAAGAGGAUAAGGAACUGUCUGUUGAAACUUCAUUCAUUCAAAAGCAAUGGGCUCUCCAACAGCUGAAAAAGAAAGACCAGCUAUGGAGGCCUCAAAGGGGCUUGCCAGAAAGAUCUGUUUCGGUUCUACGCGAUUGGAUGUUUCAGAAUUUCCUCCAUCCGUAUCCUAAAGAUGCAGAGAAGCAUUUACUUGCAAUAAAAAGUGGAUUGACUAGAAGCCAGGUAUCCAACUGGUUUAUAAAUGCGCGUGUUCGGCUAUGGAAACCAUUGAUUGAGGAAAUGUAUGCUGAAAUGAAUAGAAGAAAAGUUUGUCGAAACGAAGGGGAAAAUGAGAGUAGUGAAAGAAGUAGGAUAAGCAUGAACAAUCAAAUGUUUAAUAUCAAUUGAAGAUGAAGAAAGUAACAUCAUAUGAAGCAUUAUCUUUUGGUUUUUAAUUUUGGUUCAUGUAAGAAACACAACCAGAAUUGUGCAUAAUGCUCUACUUAGUUGGGAAUUACUAUUAUAUGAGGAGUUAUAGUUCUCUUGAAAAACAUGUUCAUUAUCAAGACUCAGUUGACAAUAUAGAAUAUUAGUCAGCAGUACAAAAUUUAUAUAUUAUUUUGUUUUAGAGUAAUUGAAGGCAAGAGAAGUGAUACAAAUUCUGUUUUGGGGCCUCAGUUAAAAAUCAAAUUGACAGUGCUUGGGUCAAA
Cicer arietinum (chickpea) is the source of this 2462-nucleotide messenger RNA. RefSeq names its product homeobox protein ATH1. Gene Ontology annotation, biological process: regulation of DNA-templated transcription. The record is from RefSeq and is a predicted model, not a curated record. Gene Ontology annotation, molecular function: DNA binding. NCBI's taxonomy places the organism in Eukaryota, Viridiplantae, Streptophyta, Magnoliopsida, Fabales, Fabaceae.